AUGUGCUUGGUCCUCGCCUUCGUGGGAGUUGUCGUCCUGCUGGCAGCCCCGGCCCGAGCUUUCCUCCCUGCGCCCCUGUCAGUGUCCUACUCCUCCCUAGCCUCAGCCCCCUGCUCGCCGAGUGCCGUCACUGGCCGUUCCAGGAGACCUCACAUGAGAGCCGGACCCAGUGAGGAAUCAGGUGCAAGAAGACGGCCCGAGGAACGAGGUCUUGGGCCGGCGCCCUUGGAGUGGUGGGCCGAUCCGCAGGCGACCCGGCGUCUCCUCGACCCCGCGGCGAAGGAGAGGCCGGUCUCCGGGAAUCAGGCGAGGUCGCCGGGUUUCUGGUUCAAAGAUGUCCUCUCCUUGCAAGCCCUGAAGCGAAGGGCGUUCUCUUUGGCCGUACCGGUGCUUUUGGCCGUGAACGGGGGCAGUCUCUUUUCGGGGGGAAUGCUUCACCCGCCCGUGGCGGCCGCGGUGGACAGUAUCAAGGUGGGGACGUGUCUGCUGAAGGAGUGCCAGCUCGAGCUCGCCCGGUGCAUUCUUGACCCCAAGUGCCUGGCGAACGUGAUCUGCCUGAACACGUGCAACAACAAGGCGGACGAGGUCGGGUGCCAGAUCGGUUGCGGGGACCUGUUCGAGAACGAGGUGGUGGGGCAGUUCAACGCCUGCGCGCUCAGCAAGAAGCAGUGCGUGCCGCGGAAGGAGGACGACGGGACCUACCCGGUGCCCCCCGACUCGGCGCUGGUCUCGUCCUUCGACAUGAACACCUUCAAGGGCAAGUGGUACAUCAGCGCGGGCCUGAAUCCGCUCUUCGACUGCUUCGACUGCCAGGUCCACUUCUUCACCGUGCAGGGCGACCGGCUCUACGGAAAGCUGAACUGGCGCAUCACGGAACCGGACGGGGAGUUCUUCACGCGGGACACGGUGCAGCGCUUCGUGCAGGACCCGCGCGCCCCGGGCAAGCUCUACAACCACGACAACGAGUACCUCCACUACCAGGACGACUGGUACAUCCUCGACUACGAACCCAACGUCUUCAUCGCCGUCUACUACCGGGGCCAGAACGACGCCUGGACCGGCUACGGCGGGGGCGUCGUCUACACGAAGCAGUCGAGCGUCCCCCCCGAGUACAAGAAGCGCAUCGCCGCCGCCUUCGCGAAAGCCAACGUGGACUAUGCCCGCUUCAAGGACGUGGACAACUCCUGCAGCGACUUGAAGGAGAACCCGACGGCGCUGCGGGCCGAGUUCGCGCGGAGACUCUUCCUGACAGAGGAGCAGCAGCUGCAGGAGGCGCUGACCACCGCGCGGGUGACGGCGGGAAACGCGAUCAUGAUGGAGGAGAAGGAGGCGCAAGCGGCGGUCAAGGAGCUGGAGCGUGUCAUCUCGGAGUUUGAGGGGCGGGUGGGGAAGGAGGUGGGCCGCGAGGUGGAGAAUUUGGAGAAGGAGCUGGUCAAAGAGGUGCAGCAGGUGGAGCGCGUGAUCGAUACCGGCCUGUGGCGGGCCAACAACAAGCCGAAUCUGGACUCUCUCGCGCAGCGCCUGGAGGAGAGGCCGCUGGCGGAUCCACGGCCCGCGCCUAAGUGA
Molecule: messenger RNA, 1566 nt
Organism: Nannochloropsis gaditana CCMP526
Gene: VDE
Product: violaxanthin de-epoxidase
Exons: 1
Coding region: 1-1566 (521 amino acids)
Biological process (GO): xanthophyll cycle
Molecular function (GO): violaxanthin de-epoxidase activity
Source: RefSeq, a predicted model, not a curated record